Molecule: messenger RNA, 551 nt
Organism: Neolamprologus brichardi
Lineage: Eukaryota; Metazoa; Chordata; Actinopteri; Cichliformes; Cichlidae
Product: helix-loop-helix protein 1-like
Biological process (GO): regulation of transcription by RNA polymerase II
Molecular function (GO): DNA-binding transcription factor activity, RNA polymerase II-specific; protein dimerization activity; RNA polymerase II cis-regulatory region sequence-specific DNA binding
Source: RefSeq, a predicted model, not a curated record
AUGAUGCUCAGCGGUGAUCAUCAGGAGUCUGAUCUCCCCUGGGGACACACGGACACCCUUCUGGAGUCCCUCGGUGCGCAGUGUGGGUCCAUGCCGGUCGGAACCCAGGAUGGAGAGACCAAAGCGCGUUCCAAGGAGGAGAAGAGGCGCAAGAGGCGCGCCACAGCCAAAUAUCGAUCUGCGCAUGCCACCAGGGAACGGGUCCGUGUCGUAGCCUUCAAUGUGGCCUUUGCAGAACUAAGGAAACUGCUCCCAACGCUCCCGCCAGACAAAAAGUUGUCCAAGAUUGAAAUCUUGCGACUCGCGAUUUGUUACAUCUCAUAUCUCGACCACGUGCUGGACAUUUAGGACAAGUGUGGCAGUGCGUAUCCAGCCACUAAAGAACAAGGGAUAUGGGGAAUCCCUGGUCUGUAUCCUAAUGGAAUACCACGCUGACAUUAUUAUUGCAUGAUGAUGUUUCAUUAUGAGGAUGAGCUGCAGCACUGGAGACUUAACAUCCGUAGAAGCACCCGAAGAAUGGAAAAUAUUUUGGGACCUUUCUCUAUAUCACA